CAGCGCCUUUUUUUUUCCCCCAUACAAUACAAGAUCUUCCUUCCUCAGUUCCCUUAAAUCACUGCCCAGGGAAACCUCUUCAGAGCCUUCACCCAGCCAAGAGCCAGCAUGUCUGGGGGCAAAUACGUAGACUCCGAGGGACAUCUCUACACUGCUCCCAUCCGGGAAAAGGGCAACAUCUACAAGCCCAAUAACAAGGCCAUGGCAGAGGAGAUAAAUGAAAAGCAAGUAUACGACGCGCACACCAAGGAGAUCGAUCUGGUCAACCGCGACCCCAAGCAUCUCAACGACGACGUGGUCAAGAUUGAUUUUGAAGAUGUGAUCGCAGAACCAGAAGGAACACACAGUUUUGACGGCAUCUGGAAGGCCAGCUUCACCACCUUCACUGUGACAAAAUACUGGUUUUACCGCUUGCUGUCUGCCCUCUUUGGCAUGCCAAUGGCACUCAUCUGGGGCAUUUACUUUGCCAUUCUCUCUUUCCUGCACAUCUGGGCAGUUGUUCCAUGCAUUAAGAGUUUCCUGAUUGAGAUUCAGUGCAUCGGCCGUGUCUAUUCCAUCUACAUCCACACCUUCUGUGACCCACUCUUUGAGGCUUUUGGCAAAGUGUUCAGCAGUAUCCGUGUCAACAUGCAGAAAGAAAUAUAAAUGACAUUUCAAGGAAAGAAGUAUAUCUGAUCUUUUUUUUUUUUCGUUCUUUUAAUUUUCUUGGUGCAGAUUUCAAGUUCCAAGUUGCUAAUACAGCAACAGUUUAUGAAUGAAUAUCUUGGUUCAGAACAAAGAAAUCAGUUACAAUUUCUUGGUUACAAUUUACUAUUAUUUUGUCUCCUUCUGAGUUAUUUCAUCUAUUUUUGGUUGUCUGAUUUUUUAAAACCCAUUUAAAUUUUUUUCCUUUUUCAUUUGCAUGUGAAUUAUUUUAUUCACUGAGAUAUGAACAUGUUGUUAAAAGGUAGUGUCAUUAAGAGAAAUAUGAAGAACUAAGAAGAAAAAAAAGCAACCUCAACUGCCUACUCUUCAAUGUUGGUCAUUUUAUGGUGGGGGAAGAAUCCCAGGCUACAGUCGUUGAGUGCACAGGUAUGUGGGCAGAUUUUAAGUAAGCUGUCCCCCCACCAUCUGAAGAGUUAAGUGGAUUGCCACUAUUUACUUUACUGAUCCAAUGGGAUCUAGUGAUCCUUAGCAAGUUAACAGCCAUGAUCUUCUGCAUUCACAUGAUCCAACUAAUGCCUUAUCCUUCUUGAAAUUUUAACCCAUGAUAAUUUUCUGUGCCUGAAUAUUUGUUAUGCAGAUAAAGAAACCUAAGUGCCUUCCUGUUUUUCACUUUUUCCAUUUCCAAUAGGAUCUAACUCAUCAGCUUACCUUAGGUCAGCAGCCUCCCUGAAGAACAAAACUAGAAAAUCCAUUACCUAGUUCUCCAUGCUUAUUUCUGACUCUGAGAUAGAGUCUGGUGAAGCUGAUGCCUGUGCUUGAUCAUGCAGCCUCUCUAUGCAUAUUGAGUACAGUGGACAUUGACCCCAUGAAGUGGAUUAAGGUGGAUGAAUGGGGCUGCGCACUCUCCGGGCUGGCAGGGGUAGAAGCCAACUUUCCCUGCCUCUCAUCAGCUGAAUGAGGUCAGCAUGUCUAUUCAGCUUCGUUUAUUUUCAGGAAUAAUCACACAUUCCUGAAUCCAAACUAAUCCAUUACUGGGGUGGUUUAGUGGCUCAACAUUGUGCUCCCUUUUUCAGCUGAUCUGUGGGCCUCUGGGGAAGGGCUGUCAAAACGGAGGCUAUUGUAUGAGACUGUCAGUUGUUGCAAAUGUAACCCCUCAAAGUGAAGCACUUGCAACCCAUCUGUUAUGCUGUGACACAGGGUCCCACCCCACCCCCCACCCUGCCAGGAGCUUUGGACCUGAUCCAAGCAUCACUCUGCUCCAAGAGAACUUGGGGGAGGAGGUAGUAAUAAAAGAUGGAGGUAAAUUUGCUGGAAUAAAUUCAAAUUCUUCUGAAAUCAAACUGAGGAAUUUUACCUGUAAACCUGAGUCAUACAGAAAGCUGCCUGGUACAUCCAAAAGCUUUUUACUUUUCCUGCUCAUAUUGUGAUUCUGCCCUUGGGGAUUUUUUUAAACUACAAGUAUGCUUGUAUUUUUAUUUUCAUAUACAUAUUGGAACUCAGCUUGUUUUUUUUUUUUUACUUCAUACAUUUUUCUUAACAAUUUAAUUAUCACCCUGUUACCUUUAUUAUUUUUUGCAUUUAAAACAGACACUGGCAUGAACAUAGUUUUACUUUUAAACUGUGUACAUAAUUGAAAAAGUACUAUAUUACAUACUUUUUAACUGUAAAGAUAUUUUUAUCUUUAUAUAAAGAAAAUCACUCGGGAAAUUAUUUUGUGAUUCAAUCUGUAAGCUGUGUAACCUAAGACAUGUCUGUUCCACAUAGAUGCUUAGUGCCUCAUGCAAACCAGUUGCUGGUCCAAAAUAUUGAUGACGUUUUAUACGCUUACUGAUCUAUUUGACACUUUUUUUAUCCUGCAUGUUCUGUAAAGAUUACAAGUCUUCACAAUAAAAAUGUUUAACAGUUCAA
Choloepus didactylus (southern two-toed sloth) is the source of this 2553-nucleotide messenger RNA. It is a transcript of the gene CAV1, whose product is annotated as caveolin 1. The record is from RefSeq and is a predicted model, not a curated record. Gene Ontology annotation, molecular function: molecular adaptor activity; transmembrane transporter binding; protein kinase binding. The coding region runs from base 109 to 645 and encodes 178 amino acids. Gene Ontology annotation, biological process: caveola assembly; negative regulation of endothelial cell proliferation; negative regulation of protein tyrosine kinase activity. Gene Ontology annotation, cellular component: perinuclear region of cytoplasm; caveola; cytoplasmic vesicle. NCBI's taxonomy places the organism in Eukaryota, Metazoa, Chordata, Mammalia, Pilosa, Megalonychidae. The transcript is spliced from 3 exons.